AUGGCCGUACUACCUUCCCUGAGUGAUGCAGUCACUGGUACUGCAAAUACAUCUGCUGAUUCGACCUCAGCAGCCACAAGUGCUGCUUCUUCAUCUGCGGAUGCUACUUCCGCUGCACCUACGUCUGCUUCCUCCGCAUCCCCAACGUCCACUCCUAGCUCAACCCCGACGUCAACUGCAGCUUCCACAUCUGCGUCAGCCGCAACCUCCGCCUCAGCUACGAGUGCCCCUGCCUCGAGUGCUCCUGCUUCUUCCGCUCCUUCUUCCAAUGGCUCUUCUUCAUCCAGUUCUACUUCCAGUACCUCGGAGAGCUCCAACUCUGGAAGCCCCAGCAAAGCUAGCCCAACAACAAUCAGCAGCACUCUCACUGCGGCAAUGACUACCUCUGUCCAGGCCACGGUCAUGUCAACUGGGUCUGAUGGUAAAGUCUACACAACGGUGAUUGAGACCGCGUCUGUUCUUUCUGCUGGUUCUAUUGUCACCUCGACUGCCUCCGCUGACGAUAACAGCGGUACGACCUCCUCUAAUACAGCUGAAAUCGUUGGGGGUGUCAUUGGUGGCGUUGGUGGUCUUCUCGUCAUCCUCGGUGUGCUCUUCUUCAUCCUGAAGAGACAGAGGCGAAAACGCCAACUCGAAGAGGCCUUUGACGGUAACUUUGAUCCAGAUCGUAUCGUAAACUCUGGUGGAUUCGGUGCCGGUGUUCGGGAUAGCAUGGCGAGUUCCAGUGACACGGCUGGAUACGCGUACGCGGGAGGCGAAAAAGCUAAAAGUAAGAAGGCCGCCAAAAGAGCGAGUAGAGGGGCGAAUAUGUUGGGUGAGGGUGAAGGGACCUUACCCGAUAUCCCUCUCGACGGAGGGUCGCCCCAUCGUCAUCCGGAAAUGCAGCAGCUAAUGUCAAUCGGCGCAACGUCUCGGAAUAAUCUACUUGAUGAAGAAGGCAUGGAUGACAAUACACCUAAUCCUAGUCCUUAUCAUAGUCCUCAUGCCAGUCCUUUCCACAACUCAUUCUCUUUACCCAAUACUGCCUCGUCUGAUGGACACGGCCUUGUUGGUGCGAUGACGAGUCCGCCACGGUCACCAGGUGGUCGACCGCUUUCGAUAUCCGCAUCGGCGUCACUUUCUGGUCAUGGACAUCCUGGUUAUGGGCCUGGCCCAGGAUAUUCAAGACCCCCCUCAUUCUACGGCAAUAACGCUUACGGUAUCUCCCCUCCAGGCUCGCCGCCUCCGCCUUCCCCGCAUAACGGAUACGUGAUUCCUCCUAUGCGUUCGCCUUCCCCCGGUGCUUCUUCCGCGUACGCAAUUGGUGCUUACCCAAAUAUGCCUGCGCAAAAUAGGAGGUACUCAAAUGGUCCAGACGUUGCAGGCGAGAUGGGUGCAAGGAGAUAUUCUACCGGACCUUCUAUCGGACCUGCUUUUCCAGCACAGGGAAGUAGUUUGGCUGUAAGGAAUCCCGACUCGGAAUCAUUCGCUUCGAUAUCUAGAAUCGCGGAAGGUCCAGAAGAAAUACCGCCCACAUACGAUAGCCUGAACUUGGGUCAUGGAUCGCGACCUGUGGAGAAGGCAUGA
This is a messenger RNA of Lentinula edodes (shiitake mushroom), 1566 nucleotides long. RefSeq lists its product as uncharacterized. Bases 1 to 1566 code for a protein of 521 amino acids. The record is from RefSeq and is a predicted model, not a curated record. Lineage: Eukaryota; Fungi; Basidiomycota; Agaricomycetes; Agaricales; Omphalotaceae. The transcript is spliced from 2 exons.